This is a messenger RNA of Parathielavia appendiculata, 954 nucleotides long. RefSeq names its product NAD(P)-binding protein. The record is from RefSeq and is a predicted model, not a curated record. Gene Ontology annotation, molecular function: oxidoreductase activity. The transcript is spliced from 4 exons. Bases 1 to 900 code for a protein of 299 amino acids. NCBI's taxonomy places the organism in Eukaryota, Fungi, Ascomycota, Sordariomycetes, Sordariales, Chaetomiaceae.
AUGUCCGACUCUCAUUUCAGCAAGGGCGGCAGCUUUGAGCCCGUGCCGCAAAAGGCUCAGCAUCAGAACCUGCCUGGCCUCGAGAAGAAGAUGGAGCCAUCCAGCGAGUCAACAAAGCUCGAGGGCGCCGGACAGGCGUACGAGUACCUCGCGGCCGGCAAGCUCAAAGGCUGCAAGGCUUUGAUCACAGGCGGAGAUUCCGGCAUCGGCCGCUCCGUCGCGGUCCUCUUUGCUCGCGAGGGCGCCGACGUCAGCAUCGUCUACCUUCCCGAGGAGCAGCCCGACGCCGAGGACACCAAGAAGAUGGUCGAGAAGGAGGGCCAGAAGUGCCUGCUGAUCCCCGGCGACCUGAUGGACUAUGCCAAGUGCAAGGAGGCCGUGCAGAAGCACGUCGACGCGUUCGGCACUAUCCACGUGCUGGUCAACAACGCGUCCAAGCAGAUGAUGUGCGACGACAUCGCCGAGAUUGACCUCGACAAUGUCGAGAGCACCUUCCGCAGCAACAUCCUGCAGAUGUUUGCCAUGACCAAGUAUGCGCUGCCGCACAUGGACAAGGGCGGGUCCAUCAUCAACACCACCUCGACAGUUGCCUUCCGCGGCACGGCCAGCAUGGUCGACUACGCGGCCACAAAGGGCGCCAUCGUCUCGUUCACCCGGGCGUUGGCCAAGCAGCUCAUGCCCAAGGGCAUCCGAGUCAACGCCGUCGCGCCCGGGCCGGUGCACACGCCGCUGCAGCCCGCCUCGCGUCCCGCCGAGCAGAUGGAAGGGUUCGGCGGCAAGUCGCAGAUCGGCCGCGUCGGACAGCCCAGCGAGAUUGCGCCGAGCUUUGUGUUUCUGGCGAGCAAGGACGCCGAGCUGUAUUAUGGCCAGGUGCUGCAUGCUUAUCCGUUGGGAGAUUAGAGGGUGUGAUUGAUGAUGAUGGUUGGAUAAUCAGGCUAUAGCUGUGUAAAGGGG